This is a messenger RNA of Phaedon cochleariae (mustard beetle), 1377 nucleotides long. NCBI's taxonomy places the organism in Eukaryota, Metazoa, Arthropoda, Insecta, Coleoptera, Chrysomelidae. The record is from the annotation of a GenBank genome assembly.
AUGGCUCUGGAGCUGGGAUCGCAUCCAGCCAUGCCGCUGGACUUCAGCAGUGGGUCCCAUAGGGAGACUUCUGGUAGCCCCGAAGUGAAUGUUGACUGCGGACGGAGAAGUCCUCCUGGCAGUAGCGCUUUUACUGUCGUUACGCCUAAGGGAAGGGAAGGUUCUGAACGACAUGGAUCUCCUUCUCAAUUCCCAUCUCCAAAUGGCUUCGCCACAUACUGCAGAAGUCUUUGGGGUUCACCAAUUGUCACUGGUGGCCCACCCAGAUAUUUAUCACCGUUUACUGCAGGACGCAGUAAAGAAAAAUCUACAGAAUCGAUAAAAUUCGGGAUAAGCCGACUAGUCAAAUCCGACGAAGAAGACCAAAUAAAUAAAUGCUACAAAAAAGAAGAACGCAAUUACUACAGCGGCGACGAACAAACAUCACCUAGCUAUGACAGACCCAAAAGCUGGGACAACCAUUCACCCAGACCGUCACCCAGCACCUCCCCAGAACUAGAAGUUGAUUCCCCCCUACAUUCGAGAUCAAACUCCCCGUUCCAAAGACCAUCUUCAGUAACGGAAAUCCAAAAGAUCGACUCGUCCAGCAAAAAGUCAGAAGCCUUCUCCGUGAACGCCCUACUCCGACCUGACAACCCCAAAAAAUCCGACAAUCCCUGCUACCAGGAAACCAUAUCAGUCACCCGCUCCUACCUCUACCCACCUUUUGUCGACCUAGUCAAGGACGCUCACCUCAAAUCAGCGCAAGACUACACCUCGCAGCUGAUACCGAGAAGUUUCGUCCACCCGGGCUUCUUCCCGCCUGGCCUCUACCAGAAAGAAGGCGAAGAACGCAACUUUUUACCCACCCCCACCUCUCUGUACUUCAGCGCAGUCGCAGCAGCGAUGGCCAGCGGUCACAGCCAACCAGGCCACUACCCCGGACCACCUACAGCUGAAGAGCUGUACCGGCUGAGGCACCAUUUGAUGAACAAUCCAUCGGGGGUGCAUCCUCACCACCAUCAUCUGCUGAUGAGGCCGGGGAUGAUGCCUAUCGGGGACGUUUACUCAUGUAUAAAGUGCGAGAAGAUGUUUUCCACGCCUCAUGGCCUGGAGGUGCACGCUAGGAGAUCGCAUAACGGCAAGAGGCCGUUCGCCUGCGAGCUCUGCAACAAGACUUUUGGACACGAAAUCAGCCUGAGCCAACAUAGAGCUGUACACAACGUGGAGAAGAUCUUCGAGUGCAAACAAUGUGGGAAGACCUUCAAGAGGUCAUCGACGUUGUCGACGCAUCUGUUGAUACAUUCGGAUACAAGGCCUUACCCUUGCCAGUAUUGUGGCAAGAGGUUCCACCAGAAGUCAGAUAUGAAGAAACACACCUACAUUCAUACGGGUGAG